Molecule: messenger RNA, 1337 nt
Organism: Episyrphus balteatus (marmalade hoverfly)
Lineage: Eukaryota; Metazoa; Arthropoda; Insecta; Diptera; Syrphidae
Exons: 4
Coding region: 277-1326 (349 amino acids)
Source: RefSeq, a predicted model, not a curated record
AAUCGGAACAGUUUAUCCACAGAUAUUCAAAGAUUAUUUCUUCCUUAAAAACUUUUCCAAAUGUUCUCAAUCUGUUUUACCACAAAAAAAAGUGCCCUACUCCAAAUUCCAAUUUCCAAACCUACCAUAUGAAAAGCUCCGAAAAGCUUGAAACCAUGCCACCGACCUAUAUAACAACUUUUCUCUUUAUAUAAAAAUAAAUAGUCAACCAGUAUCUAGCUAUUCUCAAAUAUUUUAUCCUGUUGUAAAAUAUUGAUAUUUUUAAUUUUUUUGAAAAUGAUUUCCCAAAAACAACGUCAAAAUAAUUACUGGCAAAUGGUUAUCAAACAGAUUGAAUUGAACGCCCUCAAGAAAAAUCGAAGGGACCGCAUUAAAAACUACGACUUCUAUUUAACAUUGCCGAAAAAUCUUCACCAAAGAGUUGCAAAAAUUAUUCCUUUGGAAUAUUCUGAUGAAUUUCCAGAACAAAAACCACAACACAAGGCUAAAAGUCAACAAACAAUUAAAGACGAUGAAUCUGUAGUCAGUGUCAAGAAAACAGACUUCAAUGAAAGUACAUGCUCAAUAGUUGAGAGAAAAGAAGACGAAUUCCCAAAGUUCGAUUUGAAUUUAGAAAAUGUCAUUGAAAAGAAAUCAACACGUGAGAAACGUCAUAACUGGUAUUCGGGCUUUAUUUGUGCUCAGCGAAAGGAUAGGGUAAAAUGGAAAUCGAAAAUUUAUCAAAUGGAAAAAAGCAUCUGGGAAAAGCCUCUCGAUGAGCAAGCCGAGCAACUUAUGGAUGCAUCGGCAGAAAGGUUCACCGAUUGGGUAAAUAACCUCGGUAGUAAAAGCGAAAAGGACAUGACAAAGGAACAGCUUAAAUCGCUUUUUUCCAUCGAAGGCAAUGCAAAGCUUUUAGCAUCUAUCCAAACCGAUCCGAAGGAAGUUAAAGCUAUAGCAAAAACUGUUGCAGAUAGAUGGAAUUUACCGGAAAUGGCCAUUGAAUUGAAAUAUGAAAGUUAUAUAACGGCAAAUUUAAAAACAGCCCCAAAGAAGGCUAGAACUGUGGCAUUUGGAAAAACUAUUCCUUAUAAAGAGAGGCCUUGGAUACGUGCCGAUGAGGAUGUAUCAAUUGAAACUGUCUUUCCUGAUGAACUUCGGAAUGGAGAACAUCUUUUCAAAGGAAUUUCUCAUUUACGUUCGACUAAGGCAUUGAUUGAGUAUUGUAACAAGAAACCAAACAUCCCGAGACCAAAGUAUUUGGUGGAAAAUGGUUAUUUUAAUGUGGCUGCAAAAAGAGUCUCCGAUGGUUACGUUCCACUUUAUGAACUUUUGAAAAUUAAGUAAUCAAUAAAAAU